Penicillium antarcticum is the source of this 1224-nucleotide messenger RNA. RefSeq names its product cobalamin-independent methionine synthase II family protein. Gene Ontology annotation, molecular function: zinc ion binding; 5-methyltetrahydropteroyltriglutamate-homocysteine S-methyltransferase activity. The record is from RefSeq and is a predicted model, not a curated record. NCBI's taxonomy places the organism in Eukaryota, Fungi, Ascomycota, Eurotiomycetes, Eurotiales, Aspergillaceae. The coding region runs from base 1 to 1224 and encodes 407 amino acids. The transcript is spliced from 2 exons.
AUGACCAACCCUCACAGUGCUCCACCUUUCCGCGCUGAGCAUAUGGGCUCGCUGCUGCGUCCUGAUAACUUGCUCGAAGUCCGUGAGAAAAUCGCCACCACCGGUAUUUCUGAGGAAGCUGCUGGCCUGCUUGCCGUUGAGCAGGAAGCUAUUCGCAAUGUCGUCAAGAUGCAGCAGGACCUGGGCUUCAAGGCUGUCACCUCUGGCGAGUUCAACCGUACGCGGUUCUGGGGAUUGAUGUGGGACGAGUUUGAAGGAACAAUUCGUCUGCAAGACGCUGAAGCCUCGAUGUUCAGACUUUACCACCCUGAUGUUGUGAGUCUGAUCGAGCAGGACCGCAAAGUGAUGCCAGGUGACUCCGUCAUCGCCGGCAAGAAGCUCUCUCACAGCACCGCCUCUUCUCAAUCCAACCUGCACGAGCUCAAGCUGGUGCAGCAGUCCCUGCCUGAGAGCGAGUGGGCCAACAUCAAGCUGACAAUGAUCACGCCUGCCUGGUUUCACAUGCGCUACAAGCAGGGCCGUGCCUACACACUCGAAGCAUAUGCCAACGAUGCCGAGUACUUUGCCGACGUGGCAAAGGUGUAUCAGGCUGAGUUAGCAUCUUUGUACAAGGCUGGUCUGCGCAAUGUUCAGUUCGAUGACCCCGGCAUGGCGUACUUCUGCUCCAACGCGUUCCGCAAGGGAUGGGAAGAAGACCAGGACAACACUGGCUCCGUGGAGGACCUGCUUGAUGCGUACAUUAAGCUCUACAAUGAUUCUCUUGCUGGUCUUCCCACUGACAUGCACACUGGUAUACAUCUUUGCCGUGGAAACUUCAUUGGCGGCCGGCACUUCUCCGAGGGAUCGUAUGAUAUCAUCGCGAAGAAAUUGUUCGAGAACCUGAACGUCAACACAUUCUACCUUGAGUACGACACCGAACGGGCUGGUGGCUUCGAGCCACUCAAGUAUUUGCCCAAGAACAAGAACGUGGUGAUUGGUGCUAUUAGCACCAAGCGGCGGGAACUCGAGGACAAGGAGGCUAUGAAGGAACGCAUCUACAAGGCGGCGGACUUUGUCGCUUCGGGCUCUGGGGAGACGCGCGAGGAGGCCCUAAACAGAGUCUGUAUUAGUCCACAGUGUGGCUUCAGUACACACGAGAGCGGAUACCCUCUCCUCGUUGAGCAUCAGAAGAACAAGCUGAGCCUCGUUAGGCAGAUUGCCGAUGAGGUCUGGGGCCAGGCGUGA